AUGAGCAAAGACGGAGAAGAGCGCAGAAAAAAUCGCCAGGAUGAUUUCGAAGAUAGCAUCGGCGCACAAGCUGACUUUCGCGUCAACAUGCUACAAAUGACUUCGGAGCUCAUACCAAACUACUCAGGACAAGACGGUACAUUCACAGCGGCACAAUGGGCGCAGAAAAUUGAAGAUAAUGCUCAAAUAUUCGGCUGGACUCCACUACAGCAAUUAUUAGUGGCGAGGCGCUCGUUGACCGGCACGGCAGCGCUUUGGCUCCGUGCGGAACGACCGUUUAAGUCGUGGGAUGACCUAAAAGCUGCAGUAUUGAAAGAAUUUCCUGAUUCUGUCGACAUCAAAACCAUACACGAAACGAUGAGCACACGCAAGAAGAAAGACAAUGAGAGCUGUUUGGAUUAUAUGCUGCCUAUGAAAGAGUUGGGAAAGAGAGGGAAAAUGCCAGAUUACGUGGCUAUUAAAUAUAUUGUCGAUGGGAUACGGGAUCUGGAGACAAAUAAGAUAAUGCUAUAUGGUGUUACUACGUACGCAGAAUUAAAAGAAAAGCUACGUAUUUACGAAACUGUAAGGAGUAAAAUGGAACAACGUCGUCGAUCGGAGGCGCGCAGUCCCAGACAAAAAACAUCUGAAAAGAAUCGCUGUUUUAGCUGUGGCGAGAUGAAUCAUACGUCUGCAUUUUGCCCAUAUAAAGAAAAGGGAUUAGUGUUUUAA
Molecule: messenger RNA, 711 nt
Organism: Parnassius mnemosyne (clouded apollo)
Lineage: Eukaryota; Metazoa; Arthropoda; Insecta; Lepidoptera; Papilionidae
Source: the annotation of a GenBank genome assembly